CACCUGCUGUACAGGUUCAUUAGAGACGCGCUACAGCAACACCUUCACCUGUUGUACAGGUUCAUAACAGAAAAGAACUAGUUGUAGACCGGAACUAACUAGAAACUUCUUGUUUUACUCGAUUUUAUAAUUGCUCUGGGUUCACACUGACGGCUUUGUGAGGAGCUGUCUGAAGCUGUACUGGAUUCUCGUCGUGCCUUGACUUCGCUAACUCCAGACACCUGUUCACACCUUCUGCAUCCAGAGAAUAGAAUGGAGUCUCUGGAACUGAAUGGAAUUGAUGACAGCCUGAAACCUACGGAUGACCUCUUGGACCCAUCACUGCAAUUUCUCCCAGAGUCUGAUGCUGAGAAGGCUAAGAAGAAGAAGAAGAAAUUAUUCUUGAGAACCAUCUUUGUAAUCGUGCCGAUCAUCCUGGCAGCAAUCACUGCACUGAUAGUAGGGCUUCUAGUGUGGAACUUUCAUUUGAGAAAAGAUGUAAGAAUAAAAAAGGUCUUCAGUGGUUCUCUGACGAUUGCCAAUCGGAGAUUCAUAGACUCUUAUGAGGAUAGCGGCAGUGCUCAGUUUAAAGAGCUGGCCUCUCAACUCUCAAAACAAAUGAAAAAUAUGUACAGUAGUGUGCCAUUACUGUCCAGAUAUUACAUCAGCUCCAGUGUUCAAGCCUUCAGUGAGUCCAGUGAUGGCAGUGUUAUAGCCUACUACAUGUCUGAGUUCAGUGUACCAGAGGCUCAGGUAUCUGCUGUGGAUGAAGACAUUGUGUCCUUCAUGCGUACUGUGGGGCCAGGACAAACACGGCGGCUGAGCCUGAACCUCAAGCCCACCAAUGAUCUGCUGAUCAACAAUAUGAUGUCUGCAGCUGUAGAUCCUCGCUUGGUUACUUCAACCCAGAAAGGUCACCAUAAGGAAUCCCGUCACUCUCGUGCGGGUGAGAUGGGCAUCAUCCAGUCUCCAGGUUUUCCUAAUUCUUCCAAAGCUGCCAACACUGAGUGGCAGCUCCGUGCCGACCCCAACCACAGAAUUCGGCUGGAGUUUACAGUGAUACACCUGGAGAAUGACUGCCACAAUGACUUCAUUAGAGUGUAUGAUUCUCUUGUCCCCAGUGAGACUCAGGUCAUGGCAGAGAAAUGUGGACACUAUACCCAAAAUGAACAGCUGGUUUUCCUGUCCUCUGGAAAUGUCAUGUUAGUUACUCUGGUCACAAACGGAGAGCACAGUUCCACAGGCUUCAGUGCAAAAUACUCUCAGGUACCUGCAGAAAUCCAAGGGUGUGGUGGGAAACUAACAGGGAUGAAAGGGACCAUUAGGUCUCCAGGCUUUCCCUCCAGUUAUCCUCCCCAGAUCCAAUGUGUUUGGAACAUUAAAGUUCCAGAGGGAAAGCACAUCAUAAUAAACUUCAGCAAGUUUUCACUGGCUAAUCCAGGACAGAGCCCAGACAACUGUACUAAAGAUUACCUGGAGGUUAAUGGCAACAGGAUGUGUGGAAAAAAAUAUGAAGAAAUACGUCUCGUCAUCAAGACCAAUAAGACAGAUAUCACAUUCUACUCUGACAUGUCCUAUGUAGACGAGGGCUUCGCUGCAGAGUUUGAAGCCUUUGAAUCUUUUGAUCGUUGUUCUGAAAAAUUCCACUGUGAAAAUGAUGCCUGCAUUUCUCAGAAGCUGAGAUGUGAUGGCUAUGAUGACUGUGGAGACAUGAGCGACGAGAAGAACUGCGUCUGUAAUGAGUCUUACAUCAAAUGUAAGAAUGGUUUCUGCAAGCCCAAAUACUGGCACUGUGAUGGGGUGAAUGACUGUGGUGACAAUACAGACGAGGAGAACUGUGGAUAUUGUAAAGCUGGGGAAAUAGCCUGUCGAAACGGCCGCUGUAUUUCUGAGCAGAAGAAGUGUGAUGGCCAUAACGACUGUGAGGAUGGUACAGAUGAAUCCAAGUGCGCUAAAUCUAUAGUCCUCACCUGCUCUGAGUUUACCUUCAAGUGUAAGAACAACAUGUGCAUCAGCAAGCAGAACCCACAAUGUGAUGGGCACAAAGAUUGUGAGGAUGGUUCAGAUGAAGAAGGCUGCGAAUGUGGUACGAGGCCUUACCAGUCCUCUCGGAUUGUGGGUGGUGAGGAGGCCGAGGAAGGCUAUUGGCCCUGGCAGGUUAGCCUUCACUUAAAUGGCAAGGCUCAUGUGUGUGGAGCCACCCUAAUCAGCAACCUCUGGCUAGUCACCGCUGCACACUGUAUACAAGAGACUAACAGAUAUUCUGGGCCAGACGAGUGGGACGUCUACCUGGGGCUGCACUCUCAGAAUCAGAUUAACACAGCCAACACAGUGCUGAAGCAAGUGAAGCAGAUCAUAUGUCAUCCUGAGUACAACCCCCUGAGCUAUGAUAAUGACAUUGCUCUGAUGGAGCUAGACAGCCCUGUGACCCUCAGCCAGUAUAUUUGGCCUAUCUGCCUACCUGCAGCCACAUACGUGUUACCUGCAGGCCAGUCUGUCUGGAUCACAGGUUGGGGCAAAAUCAGAGAGGAGGGAAGUUUAGCGACAGUGCUGCAGGAAGCAGAGGUGCGUGUCAUCAACGAAACCGUGUGUAGUCAGCUGAUACAAGAUGAGAUCACGCCACAGAUGAUCUGUGCAGGAAUUCUGACAGGAGGAGUGGAUGCCUGUCAGGGUGACUCAGGCGGGCCCAUGUCCUUCGAAGACCCAGCAACCAGCCGGUUGUUUCUAGUCGGGGUCGUGAGCUGGGGUGAAGGCUGUGGCCGAAAGGGAAAGCCUGGCAUUUACACACGGGUCACCAAGUACCGCAGCUGGAUCCGAGAGGAGAGUGGGGUAUAAAAUGCACAUUUGAGGUGUGUGUGAGACUGUUUUUUUAAAUCCCACUCUGCCCGCUCCUGGAGGAAUCUCGCCCACUUCCACAGACACAUUUCAGACCAAUCCCACCUGCUCCCCAAGGAGUUUUUAAUCUGCUCGCUUAAUCUGGUUGUUUUAUUUGUAUAUAUGAAUGCUAUUUGUUUUUUUGGGGUUUUUUUUUUCUUAUUGAAUGAUAAGAUGAUAAAUGUUUUAUAUAGCACUGUAUUUUUUCAAAUGAGUUAUGUUUUCAGGGUCUAUGUUAUAAUUAGUGCUGAUUACAUGUCUUAAAAUGUACAAUGUAAUAUGCAAUGUGUAGAUUAUGUGAAAAGUAACAGAAGAGUAAAUUCCUGUAUUAUGUGCAUUUAUGUUCAUUUCCAUCUUUAACUUACUAAAAAAACCUUAUUAAUUUUAGUUAGUUAAUUUUAGUUUAGUAAUUUUGGUAUUAAUUUUCACUGGUGAAGAAAAAUGUCAUAGAAACAAUUGCAGUUUUGUGAAGUCUCCUAAUGGUUUAACUUGUGAUAUGUUUAAUGGGUCUAGAUUGCAAGUCAAACAGGUCCUGGUCUCUGAAGGUGAUCUUGUGGUAAAAGGCAUAUGAUGAUUUAAUGGUGAUGGACUUCUUUGAUAUAACAUCAGUAACAAUUCUGUAUUUCUCUGUAUUUAUCUAUAAGACAACAAGAAAACGCUUGUAUAAUGCAUAGCUACUGUAGAUUGAACUGGCAAAUGGCUUAAAAAGAUACUACAAUUCAAAUAUAGAAAUACACACACUAUAUAUAUCCUGGAUUAAGAAUGAGAGGAAAUCAUUAAAACCACUGGAUUUUGAGAAAAAAUGGUUGAUGGACCUAGUAAGCUCAUACUCAUCAAGAGGCAUAUAUAUAUAUAUAUAUAUAUAUAUAUAUAUAUAUGUGUGUGUGUGUGUGUGUGUACAUACAUACAUAUAUAUAUAUGAUAUAUAUACAUACAUAUAUAUGAUAUAUACAUAUAUAAGUUUAGAGGAUGUACUGUGUGUUUGGGAGCCAAUAUAUAAUUAUUUUUAAAUGGUUUGUUUUGUUUUUUGAAGAUGUAUAGACUCCAUUCACCUCAGUUUGCAUUCCCACAAUGUGCCUUAUUUCUAUUAUGACUCUUGGUUUACAGAAUAAAUGUAUU
This is a messenger RNA of Pangasianodon hypophthalmus (striped catfish), 3972 nucleotides long. RefSeq names its product ST14 transmembrane serine protease matriptase b (gene st14b). Lineage: Eukaryota; Metazoa; Chordata; Actinopteri; Siluriformes; Pangasiidae. Gene Ontology annotation, molecular function: serine-type endopeptidase activity; protein binding. The transcript is spliced from 20 exons. The coding region runs from base 253 to 2814 and encodes 853 amino acids. Gene Ontology annotation, biological process: proteolysis; acrosome reaction. The record is from RefSeq and is a predicted model, not a curated record.